AUGAUGCUCUUGGGUUUGUUGCCCAAUUCUUUCACUAUGGUUGGUGCUCUUGUUAGCACUGCCGGCUUGCUAAACUUGCAACUUGCGAAAUCUAUUCAUGGGCUACUUGUAAAAUAUGGACUUGAAACUGAUUUAAUAGUUGGUACUACAAUGCUUGAUGCAUAUGCAAAAUGUGGAGAUAUAUUUUGUUCCUAUAAAUUAUUUGAAGGACUGAAGAACCCAAGUUUGGUUUCUUGCAAUGCAAUUAUUGCUGGGUUUAUAAACAAUGAACAUUUUGUAGAGGCUGUUUUAUUGUUUAACCGACUCUGGAGAUAUUUGGUGCCUAAUGCUGUGACAAUAUUGACGGUUAUUCAGGGUUGUGGUGCUUUAGGAUCAAAGAAACUUUGUGAAUCCCUCCAUGGUUUAAUAGUUAAGGUGGGACUUAUUUUGGAUAUAUCUGUUAAUAACUCGCUACUUGACAUGUAUUCGUGUUUGAUGGAUUUGGGAGCUGCUACCAAAAUUUUCGGAGGGAUGGAAUAUAAAGAUGUUAUCAGUUGGACUACACUGAUGGGUUUAUUGGUAGACCUUGAAUAUCCUUGUGAUGCCCUGAAGAUUUUUGGCAAAAUGAGGAAGAGUAGGAUCAUGUGUGAUAUGGUAGUUAUUAUGAAUUUGAUUUCAGCUACUGCUGUUUUGGGAGAUUUGAAGAGAGGAAGAGAAAUUCAUGCACAAGCUGUUGUUUGUGGUUUUGAAUCGGGGCUCCCUCUCACAAACUCUAUCAUUGCCAUGUAUUCAAAGUGUGGAGAUUUAGAUUCUUCAAGAGCUAUGUUUAAUCAUGCAAGUCGGAAGAGUUUGGUUUCCUGGACAGCAAUGAUUUCAGGAUAUGUCCAGAAUGGAUGUGCAAUAGAGGCCUUGAAUCUCUUGAUUAAGGUGAGACAAGAAAAGAACUAUUUCAUUGAUUCAAUAAUGUUAGUCACUGCUCUCACAGCUUCCAGUGAGCUUGCUGCUUUAGAGCUCUGCCAGCAGCUCCAUUGUUACGCUUUUGGAGCUGGCUUCGUUCAGUAUAUCACAGUUCAAAAUAGUCUCAUAUCAACAUACUCGAAGUGUGGAAAUGUGAACCUUGCCCAUAUUAUUUUCAAGGAUAUGGGUUUUCUUCAAGAUGUAGUCUCAUGGAAUGCCAUUAUUAAUGGGUAUGGGGUCCAUGGCAAUGGAGAAACUGCUCUCACUCUCCACCAUGAGAUGAAGAAGAGUGGGAAAGAUCCUGACAGUGCAACCUACUUGUGUGUUUUGAGUGCUUGUAGUCAUGCAGGCCUAAUAAGUGAUGGCUUGGUUAUUUUCAAUCAAAUGGUGAAAGAAAAUAAAGUAAAGCCGAGCCAAGAACAUUAUGGGUGUGUAGUUGACUUGCUUGCUCGAGCAGGCUGCUUGCCAGACGCAAGUGGGCUUGCUGGAAAACUUUUGGACGGGAUGGGUCCAAAUAUUUGGAGGGCUUUGCUUAGUGGAUGUGUGAUUCAUGGUAAUGUGGAGCUGGUAGAAUUUGCUGCAAGCAAGGUAUUUGAGCAGGACCCAGGUGAAUUGGGUCAAGUUGUGCUCCUUUCAAACGUUUAUGCAUCUGUUGGGAGGUUUCAGGAUGCUGUAGCAUUGAGAAUGAGCAUGCAGAAGAAAGGAUUAAUUAAGAAUCCGGGGAUUAGUUUUCUCAAUAGUAGUUCUUGUGACUCUGGUUAAUUAUUCUUUCUUUCUUGCUAAAUGUAGAGGAGAAUUAAUUUGUUCUUAUAGCAUCCACCAAAGUCUUGACGUAUUGCUUGGUUGUGAUCAUCACCAUCUAGCGGUUUUCUUCAUGGAAUUUUGUAAAUUUUGACUAGAUCGGAUAUUUUUCAAUGAAGUAGAGAGGGAAGAAAACAGUCUGGCAAUAGAGCAGGAAUGAUAUUUGGUCGCUCAUCAAAGUGUAUUUUCAGGCUAAAAGGAGUUACAGUUGCUUUGAUGGCUGGUUCAUGUAAUGGCAGUCAGCUUGAUGACCACGUGAAGCUGAAUUGAUUACAACAACUACUGUGCAUUGUAUACCGUCAUAGAGAUAUUGAGCUCACAUUUAUGACAAUGCCAUAGUCAAAGAACAGGAGUGCUGCCCCAGGUUAUAGUUUCCAAAACUCAG
Messenger RNA from Pistacia vera, 2122 nucleotides. Its product is annotated as pentatricopeptide repeat-containing protein At1g11290, chloroplastic-like. Gene Ontology annotation, biological process: RNA modification. NCBI's taxonomy places the organism in Eukaryota, Viridiplantae, Streptophyta, Magnoliopsida, Sapindales, Anacardiaceae. Gene Ontology annotation, molecular function: RNA binding; protein binding. The record is from RefSeq and is a predicted model, not a curated record.